CUCCACAAGUUUGUGAAACCAAAAGUCAAUCAAGUAUUUAUAGACCCAGAGGAUAGAACUGAAACUGAAGAAGUCGAUGAGGAUGAAAGAGUCAUAUUUGAUUGCUAUGAUAUGGACUGCCGAUUUGCUGUAAAUGGUUUGGCUUCAAAACUCCUGCACUAUCACACAUUCUCACUUAAGGAAAAUUCGGUGUGCAAAAAUUGCAACGAAUUGGAUAUUGCUGUAUCUGUUCUACCAAUCAUUUGUGCGAAUGAGGCAGUAAAAAUUGAUUUCAGCAACUUAGUGGCGGCCAUUGAAACGAACUUUCCUGAAUACAAGUGCGAUGUCUGCCAACAAUUCAAAGAAGUUCUACGCGAAUUUGGGAAGCAUGUUUAUGUCGAGUUGCCGCAUGAAGAAGAAAGCGCAUUAAGUAAUAUUCCACACAUUAUUACUUUGGGCGGCAACAAUUAUUCACUACUUGGCGUAAUACUGUAUGAGCCAGCACUGAUCAAAGACAUGAUUCCACAUUAUAAGGCAGCCGUGAAAAAAUUCAACACUUGGGAAGAAUAUGAUUACAUGAAAAAGAGCCCGAGAACCAUUUUAUGCAGCAAACCAGUCAUUAUUUCAUCAUUGCUCUACAUAAUGACAUAAUAACCGGAUAUAUUGAAAUUCUAUCUUUAUUUUCCAACG
Molecule: messenger RNA, 669 nt
Organism: Sitodiplosis mosellana (orange wheat blossom midge)
Lineage: Eukaryota; Metazoa; Arthropoda; Insecta; Diptera; Cecidomyiidae
Exons: 2
Coding region: 112-630 (172 amino acids)
Source: RefSeq, a predicted model, not a curated record